Messenger RNA from Cyclopterus lumpus (lumpfish), 1018 nucleotides. It is a transcript of the gene rangrf, whose product is annotated as RAN guanine nucleotide release factor. Gene Ontology annotation, cellular component: nucleus. Gene Ontology annotation, molecular function: transmembrane transporter binding; guanyl-nucleotide exchange factor activity; sodium channel regulator activity. Bases 235 to 807 code for a protein of 190 amino acids. The transcript has a single exon. Lineage: Eukaryota; Metazoa; Chordata; Actinopteri; Perciformes; Cyclopteridae. Gene Ontology annotation, biological process: regulation of sodium ion transmembrane transporter activity; protein import into nucleus; heart contraction. The record is from RefSeq and is a predicted model, not a curated record.
CAUGCGCUAGCGUGCCUCCAAUAUAGAAGAAGAAGAAAACUUUCGACCGGAAACAGCCAGGUGGUGAGCGGUCUGCGUCUCGCGCCUGUAUUACUAUGUUUAAUGACUCGCUGUCAUCUUCACAAGCAGCUGCGGGCGUUUCCAUGACUACGGGCAGUUAAAAACAGGCAGACCGUGUUUUUUUUUUGUAUCCCUCCGGAGCUCGAACCCCCGUCUUCUCGGGGAGAGAGAGAGAUGCAGAGCGUCGCCGAGUCCCGUCCCCUGUUCGGCGGCGCGCUGUCGGCCGUCUUCCCCCGCGGCGCCGCGGACGCCAGCGAGCUGCGGGAGAUCCCGGACAACCAGGAGGUGUUCGCCCACGAGCGCACCGACCAGAGCCUGAUCGUGGAGCUGGUCGAGUACCAGGGUCAGGUGGCGGACCGGGACGCCGCCCGGUAUCACUUCGAGGACAUCGCCGGCAGCAACAAGGCGUCGGAGCCCGGUGCGUUCGAAGUGACCGGCGUCGCGCGCGUGUCCGAGUCCGAGCUGUCGCUCGCGCACUGCAGCUCCGCGUGGACGCUGACCGGCACGCAGCGCGUGUCCAAAUUCAACGAGGAGGCGAGGAACACGGUGACCCUGCACCUGGGUCUGGUGCGGCUGCCGCGGUUCUCCACGGACCUCCUGGUCACCUUCAACGACCCGCAGAGGAUCAACCCGGAGAGCAGCAGCGCUGCGUCGGCGGAGGAGACCCACGGGGACCCCUGGACGGUGCAGGACUUCCGGGUCUUGUUGCAGACUCUGACCCUGCACAACCCGGGGCUGUUUGGCUAGAACCACGACUGGGGAGGGGGCUGAUUUAAAAUUAGGACUGUGCUUUUCUUGGGGAGGAACCCCGCAAGAAUCAGCCCCCCCCAGCAGGGUUUUGGGGAUCCCCACCUGAUGGUGGUUCCCCGUCGCUCCCAUGACACACAUGCACCGUUCUGACAUCCCAAAAAUGAAUUGAUGACCAACCGCUUCACGGUUUCGUCUUAAUAAAAGUGUC